Haliotis rubra (blacklip abalone) is the source of this 1082-nucleotide messenger RNA. RefSeq lists its product as uncharacterized. Gene Ontology annotation, molecular function: signaling receptor binding; endopeptidase activity. The transcript is spliced from 6 exons. Lineage: Eukaryota; Metazoa; Mollusca; Gastropoda; Lepetellida; Haliotidae. The record is from RefSeq and is a predicted model, not a curated record. The coding region runs from base 1 to 990 and encodes 329 amino acids.
AUGGCUGCCUCACUGGUCUGUUUCGUGGCCCUCUGUGCAACAUAUCCUGUGUCCAUCAGCGGCAUCUCGGACAAGAAUCAUGAACUGCCACCCACUUUGGUGCCCGACUUUGACAGCAUAUUCGGAGAUACAGAUUCCGAGAUGACAACGAGACUGUCUGCUCUGGAAAGUGAGAUGGCGAAUAAUGAUGAGAUCACUAAAGACAUCCUCCGACGACUGGCUGCGCUAGAAGCAAGGCAAGAUGAGGAAGAUAAAGUCCUCGAGGAGAUGGAACGUGCAUCAACAGCACGGACGAAACCUGUCACGGAACCUGUCCCAACAGAUGCAGCAGCAGCAGCAGAACAGCCCCAAGAGGAGGAAUCUCCGGGAGAGCCAGAGGUGGCGCAGACAGCACCGGAAGUGAAAUCUAGAGAUGAUGUCCGAGAGGUCACUGAAAUACCACCCAAGCAGACAACAAGCGAACAGAAAGCCAAAGCAGAAGUGCAGAGACCCGAAAAGGAAAUUAAGAAAGCCUUUACCGCUGGUUGCGGUACCCCGCCACCACGGGAGGGUACAACUGUCACUCUAACCAAAGGUACCGCCGAGUACAAGUGUAAGCCACAACACCGUAACAUUGGUGGGAAGAAGACUCGAUCGCUGUGUGGAGUUAUCUCCGGCCUGUGGUCGCCCGUCGACAUCUUCUGCUCAAACUUUACAACUUGCACCAUGGUUAUUAAUAAUCGCAGUGUGUACAAAGGCACCGUCUCCACCACGAAGUCUGGGUACACCUGUCAACGCUGGGAUGAGCAGACACCACAUACGCACUGGUUCAUGACAAACCAGAGCUUCAAAAAAACCACUGGUGUUGGCCCGGAGACUCGCAGUGCGGCUUCCAACUACUGUCGGGACCCAGGCGUCAUGGUGUCCGACAAGACUGUGUGGUGUUACACCACUGACCGGGGUGUACGCUCGGAGCCGUGUAAUGUCCCGACGUGCCAGGUUUCUGAAUAAAGUCUGAAAUCGUCCUUCAGUCCACAUGUGCUUGGUUUUUAAAUAAAGUCUGAAAUCGUCGUUCAAUCCAUAUGUGCCAGGUUGUUAAAAUA